AAUUGGCGUUGGCGGAAUAGGCCGAUGCUUCGCGUAAGGUCGGGUGGUGUUGCUCAAACAGACGGUGGAGCUUGGACUCGCCGUGUGAGCUACCCCAGGCAGCCGUCGCGAGGUGGAGCCGGGGGGGUGGAGGAUGCAACUCAAGUUGCGGCAACACAGACGAGCAGCCUAGGAUGCUGUUCUGGAUGGCAGAUGGCGCAGUGUCUAGCUGCCACACCCUCAUGCAAACAUGCUAUAAUGCUAAGACUGCGGGUUUAA
Messenger RNA from Bipolaris victoriae FI3, 258 nucleotides. RefSeq lists its product as hypothetical. The record is from RefSeq and is a predicted model, not a curated record. Lineage: Eukaryota; Fungi; Ascomycota; Dothideomycetes; Pleosporales; Pleosporaceae. The transcript has a single exon. The annotation marks the transcript as partial.